Messenger RNA from Chenopodium quinoa (quinoa), 2744 nucleotides. RefSeq names its product SNARE-interacting protein KEULE-like. The transcript has 23 exons. Gene Ontology annotation, cellular component: plasma membrane; secretory granule. The coding region runs from base 310 to 2304 and encodes 664 amino acids. The record is from RefSeq and is a predicted model, not a curated record. Lineage: Eukaryota; Viridiplantae; Streptophyta; Magnoliopsida; Caryophyllales; Amaranthaceae. Gene Ontology annotation, molecular function: syntaxin binding. Gene Ontology annotation, biological process: intracellular protein transport; vesicle-mediated transport.
CUUUUUCUUAUUUCCUGUUUUUGGUUUUCCAAAAAAAGAAACUGAAAACUAAAACUGAUGCCAAACAAGACCUAACUUAUACCUAAUGAAAAAUUCUAAAAUAAAUAAAAAACAAGAAGCACAUAACUACGUCUGUUCUCCUCCACGCUCUUUCCCUCUAGUUUCCCAUUGAAUCGCACUCCAAAUUUGAAUUGAGGCGACUUCUAAUUUUUCUAUUCUUCAUUGAAACUGCUUCUGAGUCUAUUUAGGGUUCUUCGUGGAUUUUGAACUAUUGGUAAUCGAAGCUAGACGUUGAUUUCAUCUUCCAGGAUGUCGAUGUCGGAUUCAGAUAGUUCACAUACUGGCGAUCAUAAGUACUUUCGGCAAAUUACUCGUGAUCGGUUGCUUCAUGAAAUGCUUGGAUCAACAAAGAAGGGGGACUCUCGGUCAACUUGGAAGGUUCUCAUCAUGGACAGAUUAACGGUUAAGAUAAUGUCUUAUGCUUGCAAAAUGGCUGACAUCACCGAAGCGGGAGUCUCAUUGGUGGAAGACAUAUAUAAAAGAAGGCAGCCAUUACCCACAAUGGAUGCUAUAUAUUUUAUCCAGCCAUCUAAGGAGAAUGUUAUCAUGUUUUUGUCUGAUAUGGCUGGGAAAAAGCCUUUAUACAAGAAAGCUUUUGUUUUCUUUAGUUCACCUAUUACUAGAGAAUUGGUUGGUCUUAUCAAGAAGGAUGCCACAGUUUUGCCUCGAAUAGGUGCAUUGAGUGAGAUGAAUCUGGAGUAUUUUUCUUUUGAUAGACAGGGUUUUGUCACUGAUAAUGGAAUGGCUAUGGAGGAGCUCUUUGGAAAUGACGAGAAUCACCGUAAAGCUGACGCAUGUUUAAGUAUAAUGGCUGCUCGAGCUGCUACAGCGUUUGCUUCUAUGAGGGAGCUUCCUUUUGUUCGUUACCGUGCUGCUAAAUCUCUUGAUACCAACACAAUGACCACCUAUCGUGAUUUAGUUCCUACAAAGCUAGCUGCUGGAAUCUGGAAUCAUCUGACAAAAUAUAAGACAAGCAUUGCUAACUUUCCCCAGACAGAAACUUGUGAGCUGCUUGUUCUAGAUCGAUCUGUUGAUCAGAUUGCUCCUGUCAUACAUGAGUGGACUUAUGAUGCUAUGUGCCAUGACCUUCUGUUUUUGGAAGGGAAUAAGUAUGUUUAUGAGGUUCCAAGCAAAACUGGAGGGCCUCCAGAGAAAAAGGAGGUCCUUUUGGAGGAGCAUGAUCCUAUCUGGUGUGAGCUUCGACAUCUACAUAUAGCUGAUGCUAGCGAACGACUACACGAGAAAAUGACCAACUUUGUAUCAAAGAACAAAGCCGCGCAAAUCCAUCAUAGUUCAAGAGAAAGUGGUGAAUUGUCAACACGUGAGUUGCAAAGGAUGGUUCAAGCUUUGCCCCAAUAUAGUGAACAAAUUGACAAGCUUUCUCUGCAUGUUGAGAUUGCUGGAAAAAUAAACCGUAUCAUAAGAGAGCAAAAACUUAGGGAGGUUGGAAAACUGGAACAGGAUCUUGUCUUUGGUGAUGCUGGAACUAAAGAAGUUAUCAAAUUUUUAAGCACGCAUACGGAUUUGAGCCGUGAAAAUAAGUUGCGAUUAUUGAUGGUUUAUGCGGCUAUUUACCCUGAGAAAUUUGAGGGUGACAAAGGUUCACAGUUGAUGCAGCUAGCAGGGUUAUUAUCAGAUGAUACAAAUGCAGUUAAUAAUAUGAAACUGCUUGGCACACAUCCUGAAACAAAGAAAAGCUCUAUAGGAGCUUUUGCGUUAAAAUUUGAUAAUAAGAAAAAACAUGGAGUCAGAAAGGAACGUGUUGGAGAAGAAACAGCGUGGCAAUUAUCUCGAUUUUAUCCAAUGGUUGAGGAACUUGUUGAAAAACUCAGUAAAGGUGAGCUUCCUAAGAAUGAGUACCCAUGUAUGAAUGACCCAAGUCCUACAUCUCAUGGUGCUACACAUCCUGCUGCGAUACAAUAUACUGAGACCCCAGUUGCACACUCCAUGAGGUCAAGACGUACCCCAACAUGGGCUUCUCGACCUCGUAAUUCUGAUGAUGGUUAUUCGAGUGAUUCCAUUCUCAGACACGCUUCUAGUGAUUUUAAGAAGAUGGGCAGGCGUAUCUUUGUAUUUAUUGUGGGUGGUGCUACUAGAUCGGAGCUGCGAGCUUGCCACAAGCUUACGACAAAGUUGAACAGGGAAGUCAUUUUGGGCUCCUCUAGUGUUGAUGAUCCUCCACAAUUUAUCACAAAAUUGAAGCUGCUUUCAAGCGAACUUUCGUUGGAUGACCUUGAGAUAUAAUGGUUUUGCAUGAAACUGUUUGUCCUGAUCAUUCAUAUUCUUUUCCUACUGUGUAAAUUGUGUGCCAUUAGUUCCUGAAUUCUAUUUCUCAUCGUAAAAUGUAUCAUGUUAUUCAUAUCAGUACUUACCGUUGAAACGAAAAAAAAUGUGCUUUUGAUUCCAGAAGAAUUGCAGCUAUCUCGCUGUGCCUUGUGUGGAUCAAGCGAGAUCUCUCCGUCAAUAAUUUUGUACUACCGAGUGAUGUAUUGAAAUUUCAGUUGCAUCAGUCAAUUCUAUGUAUGUAGUUUAUAUGUAAAACUACACGGUACACCAUUUUUUAUGCGUCGUACCUGCACCAUAUUGUGAAUCUUGUCCUUUGCUGUACUUUGUUGCUGAUUGUAACUUGUAAGUGUAUUUAUUUAUUUAUUUGGGGUAAUGGGCUAAUGGCCAAGUUGGCACAA